Molecule: messenger RNA, 5940 nt
Organism: Symbiodinium sp. CCMP2456
Lineage: Eukaryota; Dinophyceae; Suessiales; Symbiodiniaceae
Source: the annotation of a GenBank genome assembly
AUGCAGCGUCUACAGUCGGAAUUGCCAGACAAUCCUCUCGGCGGGAUUGCGCAUGCUGCAGGAAUCAUCGACUUCGUUGAGCUGAAGGCUCAAAGCAUGGAGCGCAUGAGCAAGGUCUUCAAGCCGAAGGUGUCGGGUGCAUGGCACUUGCACGAAGCGAGCAAGGACCUCGACCUAGGCUCCUUCGUGGGCUUCUCCUCGGUCUCUGCACUCAUCGGGCUCUCGCGCGGCACGAGCUACUCGGCUUCGAACGCCUACUUGGACGGCUUGGGCCUUUGGAGGCACAAAGCGGCUUUGCCCUUCUCCAGCGUCCAGUGGGGCCCCGUGGCGGAGGUCGGCAUGGCCAGCAAGGAUCAUUCUGGGCAAGCCGACUCGGCAUUGCGGCAGCUGCCGCCCGGCCACGUCCAGGCGGCUUUCAGGCUGGCCGUGGUGGGCAACGGCAACCGCGGAUGGCCUUUGCCCUCGCUGUGUUUUGCACAGGUGGAGUGGGGCCGCUUCCUGCGUGAGCUCGGGGCGGAGAUUCCCAUCCUCGAGGAGUUUGCCGGCGAAGAGGAAAGCGCCAUCGCGACCGGCACGGCCACCGCUGCCCUCCCGGCGGCUUUCCGCGGCCUAGGCCCCGAACAGCUCGAGGCGAAGCUUGGUCAGGUCGUCCAAGGAAUCGCUCUGGGAAUCUUGGGCGUUGACGAGCUCACCGCGGAUGCUCCACUCAUGGAGGCCGGCCUGGAUUCCUUGUCUUCAGUGGACUUCCGGAACUCCGUGGCGAAGGAGCUGCCGGGCCUGAAGCUUCCGAGCACGCUGAUGUUCGACCACCCCACGACGAAAGCCAUCGCUGCUUUCGCCACAGAGCAGCUCGCGGCGGCAGCUGCGGCACCACCACCAUCCCCCGUCACGGCGCCGGCGCCGAUGGAGUUGGAGAUCUCCUUCCCAGGAGACUUCGACUCCCUGAGCUUUGAGGAGAAAGAGGAGUUCAAGGCACAGGCGCUCAAGGAGAUCCUCGAGAGGACCGGCUUGCGGCCGGAAGAUUUGGAAGAUUUGUGUUUGGAGCCCGGGUCCAUCAUCGUCAAGGCCAAGUUCAGGGAGACCUCGGAUCUCCCGGCAAACCGGGCCCAGGCCGUGGUGGCUGAGAUGACCGAACGGCCCAUGUCUGUGGAGCUGGAGGGUCACGAAACCUUCUUGUCCCAAAGUGCCUCGAGCUCUUCUGCGGCUCCUGCGCCGGCCAAGAAGGGCGCGACCGCCGCCCGCUUUCCGCGGUCUUUGCCAGCACCAGGACCGGCCGCAGCCAGGUCGCCAGUUGCUGUGAACUCUGCAGCCUACCGCUUCCCGUUGGAGGGCACCGCACCGGACGAAAUGUGGGAUGUGCUGACAAAGAAGACAGAUGGCGUGACUGAGAUCCCACUGGAGAGAUGGGACGUGGAUGCCUAUUACGACGAGGAUGCAGAGGUACCAGGCAUGAUGACGGUGCGACAUGGGGCCUUUGUCAAAGGAGCCGACUUGUUCGAUGCCUCCUUCUUUGGCCUCAGCCCUGCAGAGUCCAAAGUCAUGGACCCUCAGCAGCGUCUUCUGCUGGAAGUGAUCUACCAGUCUUUCCACGUGGCUGGCAUGCCCCUCAGCUCCCUUACGGGCAUGGAUGCCGAAAUUACGGUCGGCCAGUGCAACAACGAUUGGGGUCACAUGGGCUUCAGCGGCUCCGCCGAAGCGUCGGAGAAGAUCGGACCCUACACCGGCUUGGCCGUUUCCACUUCCAUCUCCUCCAAUCGUGUAUCCUACUUGCUCGGCUUGAAGGGUCCCAGUGCCACCAUCGACACGGCCUGCUCCUCCUCUUUGGUCGCCGUGGACGUCAUCGUCUCGAACCUUCGGCGUGGCAGAUCCUCAGUCGGAGCGGCGUCGGGAGUGAAUCUCUGCCUCAUUCCGGGUCCGUUCAUCGCCUGUAGCAAGGCCCACAUGCUGUCAGAGGACGGACGCUGCAAGACUUUUGAUGCAUCAGCUAAUGGCUACGUUCGUGGAGAGGGCUGUGGAUCAGCCACACUCUCACUGCUGGACGGUGGAAUUGACUUGAAGCCAGUGGUGGUGCUGAAGGGCUCAGCGGUAAAUCAAGAUGGCCGCAGCAGUAGCCAGACUGCCCCACACGGACCUUCGCAGCAGGCGGUGAUCAUGACUGCCCUGGCAGAGGCGGAAUUGGAGCCGCAAUCCGUUUCCUGUAUGGAAACGCACGGGACAGGCACCGCCCUUGGAGAUCCCAUCGAGGUCGGAGCACUGGGGAACACUCUUGGUGAGGGCCGCUCAACCGACGUGCCACUGGCCCUCUGCGCAGUAAAGACGAACUUGGGCCACCUGGAAGGAGCUGCGGGCAUGGCGGGCCUCGUGAAGGUAAUGUGCAUGCUUCCUCGCCAACGGGCUCCACCAAACCUGCAUUUCCAGAAGCUGAACCCCCACUGCGAUUUGGAGGAUUUCCCAACCAACAUUCCAGUGGAGGGGCUGCUGGAGCUUGUUUCGGUUGCAGACCAUGUGUCGUCUGGCCUUUCCUCCUUUGGAUUUGGAGGCACAAACACACAUGUGGUCUUGGAAGACGCCCGUGACGUGGUGCCGGUGACCUCGGUGGAGGUGGCACCGGUCUUCAAGCGCCAGUCCUUCGCCUGGCAAGCGCGGCGGCACGCCCUGCUGUCGCGGACGCUGCGAACGGCCGAGGGCACCCAGGUCUUUGCCCAGCCCUUUGCAGGAAAGCUGCUGCAGCUUGUGAGCCACCACAUCAUCUUCGGAGAGAUCGUGGUGCCUGGGGCAACCUAUCUGGAAAUGGUCCUGGCGGCGGGCGAGUUCCACCUGAACUGCAAGGACAAGCAAUGGAACAUCCGCAAGGUCGGCUUCACAGCUCCUCUGGUGCUAAAGCAAGGCGAGGAGCAAGGAAAACUGGCGCGCGAUGUGGACUUGCCGCCCCGGCUCUCAUUGGGAUUCAGGUAUCUCGAGCUCUUCCCCGAUCAGCACUGGUCCAUGAGUAGCUACGACCCGAAAGAGCGGAAGAAGCUGGCGACCCAUGCAGAGGGAGAUUUGGACUUGAGCUUCGUCCAGCCAGAGUAUCCAUCCGUGGAUCUGGAGGAGGUGCGCCAGCGCUGUGAUGAGGAGGUGACCAUCGAACGUCUGUAUGCCCUGCGGCAAGUUCCUUUCUCAAAGAUCGGCCUGCCGCUGCAGCCUCGAUUCAGGACGGUGCGGCACAUCCUGCGCGGAGAGAAAGAGGUGCUUGCACGAAUUGCUGCCGAAGACGACGGCACAGACAGCGGUUACCUGUUCAAUCCUGCAGUCAUCGACGGGACCUUCCAGGGCAGCAUGGCUCUCAUGCUCGAGCGCCACAGCACGAAGAUCGAUGGUCUCAACUCCCUGCGCAUCCCGCUGAUGGUUCAGACAGUCACACACUAUGCACAAGGAUCGCAGACAGACAUUUUCGUUCAUCAUGAGCUCGUGGAGAUCACAGACCGGGAGAACUGUGUCAACUCCAAGCUGUGCAAGCAGGACGGAACGGCCAUGCUCGGCUUCGAGACCUUGAGGUUCCGAGAGGUUCGACCUGAGCACAUCGCAAAGAUGCUGCAACAAGCUACAGAUGAUGUGGAAGAAGACAUCUUGGAAGUGGACUGGGUGCCAAUGGAGGGAGCCCUUGGAAAAGCCAAAGACUCGACCGGCAAGGGCAUCUUAUUCGUAGGUGCAGCACCCAGGGGCUCGCAUGAGCUGCAGAAGUGUCCAUGCUUGGUUCAGUACGCCUCCUGUCAGGGGCGGGGGGGAAAGCCCCGUUUCGCUGCUUUGAGCAUCAAUCAAGUCUGGAAGGAUGCGGCAGAGCUUGCCGUGCUGCAGGAAGCGGUAGCCUUGGCACAGGCAGCACUUGCGGUGAUCGCAAAGGGUGAGGAUGCCCCACAGAUUGCCUACAUGACCUACGGAACGCAGGAUGUGGCUACAAGCAGCGGGGCCGGCAGCUACCUUCAUGCAGGUCUGUGGGGCCUGGCCCGCACGGUGCGUAUGGAAGAGCGAUCGAUCAAGCUUCGCUGCUUCGACUUGGACUCGAGGCACCAGGACCCGGAAUCCGCUGCCAAGGCGAUUGUGGAGCAGCUGGGCAGCUUGACCGGCGUCGGAACUGGCGGCGGUGAGACCGAAUUGGCCCUGAGAGAGGCCGGCACCCAGGUGUCCCGGCUGUCCCGCAGCCAGGUGCAGGUCCAGAAGCCCAUGCGCUUGCAGAUGUCCUCGCGAGGCAGUCUGUCGAACCUUCGACCCGUUCCCCAGGCCUCGCGACCACAGCCAGGCCCCGAGCAGGUCGAGGUGAGGAUCCGGGCCGUGGGCCUGAACUUCCGAGAUGUCCUGAACGUCAUGGGCAUGUACCCGGGAGACCCUGGCAAUCCAGGAGGAGACUGUGCCGGCACCGUGUGUUCCGUUGGGGGUGGCGAGAAGGAGGCAGCUGGCCUCCGACCGGGGCACGACGUCUUCGGCAUCGCAUGGGGCUGCUUGCAGACCUACGCAUGCACAGAAGCUUUGCUCUUGGCACCCAAGCCGAAGAAAUGGUCCUUCGAGCAGAUGGCUGCCUGGUCCGUGACCUUCGCCACGACCGAGGAGGCCUUCCAGGAGCUGGCGCCGGUCCAGAAGGGCGAGCGCGUCCUGAUCCACGCGGCCACCGGCGGGGUGGGACUGGUGGCCGUGCAGUUCGCACAGCGCGUGGGUGCCACCAUCUUCGCCACAGCUGGAAGCCCGAACAAGGUGCAGCACCUGCGGGACAUGGGGGUCAAGUACAUCACUAGCAGCCGGGAUGUUAAGAAGUUUGAAGAGGAUAUGAAGGCCUUCCUCAAGGAGGACGGUGCCGACGGUGUAGAUGUUGUGCUCAACUCACUGAGCCACGACGACUACAUCCCCAAGUCUCUGAGCUUUCUCUCGAAGGGAGGGCGCUUCAUGGAGAUUGGCAAGAGGCUCAUCUGGAGCCAUGACCAGAUGAGACGCGAACGUCCCGAUGUGCAGUAUGAGAAGAUCGCCAUGGAUUGGGUCAUGGAGUUCCAGCCGGAGCGCUACAACGUUCUGAUGCGGCGGCUCGUGUCCCAAAUUGAGCAAGGAUGGUGGAAGGAGGUGCCUCUGACACUUUACGAGGGCUUGGCCUCCGGUAUCGAGGCAAUGCGCUACCUGCAGCGAGCUCAGCAGAUAGGAAAGGUCGUGCUGACGCAGCCUUCCAGAAUGGAGUGUUCUGAGGAAGGAUCUUACGUGCUCUCUGGUGGUGUUGGUGCACUUGGCCUUGUGACAACCAAGAUGAUGGCCGAGGAAGGUGCGAAGUCCGUGGUGCUGCUUUCGCGACGUGGCGUGGUAGGCGACGACCUGAAAUCGAUGUGGGACAAGCUGCAGGACUUUGACAUUGAGCUUCUCGUCAAGCCCUGUGACAUUGCCAGCUUGACCGACGUACAAGAAUUGGUGACCAAUCUCAAGAGCAGCUCCAGCUACACCGUAAAAGGUUUGAUCCACUUGGCCGCCGUUCUGGACGAUGCCACGCUGCCAAAGCUCACAAGGAAGCACCUGGAGAAGGCCUACGGAGCCAAGGUCUUCGGUGCCCGGCAUCUCCACCUCUGCCUGCAGACCCAAAAGCAACUUCUGGACUUCGCCGUCCUCUUCUCCUCCACCUCGGCGCUCUUGGGCUCCCCUGGCCAGGCCUUGGGCGAGAAAGUCGUCUCCGUGCAGUGGGGGCCAUGGCGAGAGGUUGGCAUGGCGGCCCAGAAAGGAACCGUGCAACGGCUGAAGGCCCAAGGCCUGGGUAGCAUUGGCAACGUGGUUGGCAUGGCAGCCCUUUCCGGGUCUCUGCGUGCAUCCGGCAGCAUCAUCGCGGCCUGCCCGGUGCAUUGGGGACAGUACCUGAAGCAGUUUGGCAAGGCUACGCCAGCUUUCUACUCCCGCUGCUCUGGUUGCAACAAGUUUCUGACAGGGAUUGAGUAG